AGCUGAGCAUAAAUGGGCUUGGCCCUUCAUGGAACCUGUAGAUGUUGAAGGUCUUGGGUUGCAUGACUAUCAUGAGAUUAUUGCAAAGCCUAUGGAUUUCAGUACGAUAAAAAAGAAAAUGAAUGCCAAGGAUGGUUCUGGUUAUAAGAACGUGCGUGAGGUAUACUCUGAUGUGAGGUUGAUUUUCAAGAAUGCAAUGAAAUACAACAACGAAAAACAUGAUAUCCACAUUAUGGCGAAGUCAUUGCUUGAAAAAUUUGAGAAGAAAUGGCUGCAGCUGUUACCAAAAAUUGUUCAGGCGGAAAAUGAACAAUUAAAGGAAGAAGCACAUAUGCAGAUGGAAAAGCAGCUUGCUCAAGAAGCUGCUUAUGCCAAUAUGGCAAAGGAAAUUAGUCUUUCGCUAUGCGAGGUUGAAGUGCACUUGAAGAAUCUCAAAGAAAUGGUCAUUGAAAAGUGCAGGAAAAUAUCGUUACGUGAGAGACUGGAACUUGUGAAGAGUUUCAGCAGACUGAAUUUGGACAAUCUCAACAAGGCAUUGCAGAUAAUUAGUGAGGAUGACCCAACCUUCAAACCUAAUGAUCAAGAAGUGAACCUUGACCUUGAUAAACAGACCGACUACACAGUAUGGAAACUAAAUGUUUUUGUCAAAAAAGCACUGCAAGAACAGGAAAAAAAUGCUGCUCAGGACCCAAAUGUUAAUCGCAAUGGUAACAUUGAGGAAAAGAAAAACACCAACAAAAGGAGGAAAUUGUGAUUCUUUUGCCGAAGAGAUCAAUAUAGAAGAAAUGAAAAGCUUUGGACUUUGUGAUUCACUUGUGUGGUACACAAGGCAUUAUCUUAGCUUUGAUUAAGCGGGGUGCUCAAUAAACUUGUACUGUUCAACAUGCUUACCAUGUCACAUACAGUGAUUUUUUAGACAACUUUCGAGAUAUUCAA
Molecule: messenger RNA, 936 nt
Organism: Vigna unguiculata (cowpea)
Lineage: Eukaryota; Viridiplantae; Streptophyta; Magnoliopsida; Fabales; Fabaceae
Product: transcription factor GTE1-like
Molecular function (GO): protein binding
Source: RefSeq, a predicted model, not a curated record